Populus trichocarpa (black cottonwood) is the source of this 2327-nucleotide messenger RNA. RefSeq names its product CDPK-related kinase 5. Gene Ontology annotation, cellular component: nucleus; cytoplasm. The record is from RefSeq and is a predicted model, not a curated record. Bases 143 to 1933 code for a protein of 596 amino acids. The transcript has 11 exons. Gene Ontology annotation, molecular function: calcium/calmodulin-dependent protein kinase activity; calcium-dependent protein serine/threonine kinase activity; ATP binding. Gene Ontology annotation, biological process: peptidyl-serine phosphorylation; intracellular signal transduction; protein autophosphorylation. NCBI's taxonomy places the organism in Eukaryota, Viridiplantae, Streptophyta, Magnoliopsida, Malpighiales, Salicaceae.
CCAGCCCACCCCCCUCCCACUCAAACUCCAAUAAAAACACCCACCAAAUCCUCCACUCUCUUCCUUCCCUCCUCCAAACUCCACCAUCAUCGCAAUGCCGUAGCCCCCACCCUGCCACCACCACCACCCCCGCCUCCUCCUAAUGGGAACUUGCACUUCGAAACCUCCAAAACCCAACCCCUAUGCCCCAUCAGACACCGACCCUCCACCCCAACUCCCAUUCCAAACACCAUCACAACAUGACCUGCCUGCCACCCAAACUCAAACCCCCAAAUCCCCAGUCACACCCUUCCCGACCUCCAAAGCCUCCCCCUUUUUCCCUUUCUACACUCCUAGCCCUUUCAAAAAGACACCUUUCAAAUCAACCACUUCUACUCCUCUUCGCUUCUUCAAGAAAUCCUUUGCUCCUCCCUCGCCCGCGAAGCACAUUAAAGCUGUGCUUCGCAGGCAAAACAAGAAGAAGAAAAAAAGUGGGGCAGAACCGAAUGCCGAAGAGGACGAUGAUAAUGAAGAGGCAGUGGAGUUAGAUAAAAGGUUUGGUUUUUCAAAAGAGUUUACUAGUAGAUUGGAAGUUGGAGAGGAAGUGGGGAGAGGACAUUUUGGCUAUACUUGUUCUGCUAAGUUCAAGAAAGGUGAAAGAAAAGGUCAGCAAGUUGCUGUUAAAGUCAUACCCAAAUCAAAGAUGACAACAGCUAUUGCAGUUGAGGAUGUAAGAAGGGAGGUCAGGAUAUUGAAGGACUUGACAGGACACAACAAUUUAGUGCACUUCUAUGAUGCAUUCGAAGAUCUUGACAAUGUCUAUAUAGUGAUGGAGCUAUGCGAAGGAGGGGAGCUCCUAGAUAGAAUACUUUCAAGGGGUGGGAAAUACUCAGAAGACGAUGCGAAGGCUGUUAUGGUGCAGAUACUAAAUGUUGUUGCAUUUUGUCAUCUACAGGGUGUUGUGCACCGAGAUCUCAAACCAGAGAACUUUCUAUAUACUUCUAAGGAGGAGAACGCUCAGCUGAAAGUUAUAGACUUUGGCUUAUCAGAUUUUGCCAGACCAGAUGAAAGACUUAAUGACAUCGUGGGAAGUGCAUACUAUGUGGCACCUGAAGUUCUGCAUAGAUCCUAUAGCACUGAGGCUGAUGUAUGGAGUAUAGGCGUGAUAGCUUUCAUUCUUUUGUGUGGUAGUCGUCCAUUUUGGGCCCGGACCGAGUCUGGAAUUUUUCAGGCAGUCUUGAAAGCUGAUCCCAGUUUCGAUGAAGCACCUUGGCCCACCUUAUCUCUAGAAUCAAAAGACUUUGUUAAACGCCUAUUAAACAAGGAUCCAAGGAAACGAAUUACUGCUGCUCAGGCUUUGAGUCAUCCUUGGAUCCGGAAUUAUAAUGAUGUAAAAGUACCUCUUGAUAUUAUGAUAUUCAGGCAUAUGAAGGCAUACAUGCGGUCAUCAUCUCUGCGUAAGGCUGCUUUAAGGGCAUUGUCUAAGACAUUGACAGCGGAUGAACAGUUUUUUCUGAAGGAGCAGUUUGCUUUGCUAGAGCCAAAAAAAAGUGGCAGCAUAACCUUGGAAAACCUUAGGAUGGCCUUGAUGAAAAAUGCAACAAAUGCAAUGAAGGAUUCUCGCAUCCCUGAUUUUCUUGCCUCGCUAAAUCAACUUCAAUACAGAAGGAUGGAUUUUGAAGAAUUCUGUGCAGCUGCAUUGAACGUUCAUCAGCUGGAGACUCUUGAUCAAUGGAAACAUCUCGCCCGUUCUGCAUAUGAGAUUUUUGAAAAGGAUGGAAACAGGGCAAUUGUAAUUGAGGAGCUUGCUUCAGAACUUGGGCUUGGCCCCUCCAUCCCAGUUCAUGCCGUUCUCAAUGACUGGAUAAGACAUACUGAUGGGAAGCUAAGCUUCCACGGGUUUGUCAAGUUGUUGCAUGGCACAUCCAGCCGAACCAUUGCUAAGGCACAGUAAAGAGCUACUAUAUCUAUGUUCUGUUGGAUGUGCUGCUUAUUCUUUGCUUCUAGGGCAAAAAAAAAAAAAGAACAAAGAAAAAAGGUGUGAUGUAAAAUCUAAGAUGCUCACAUUAGUAGCUGAAGAUCUGGAGCUUCGUUGAGCAUACCUAUUAGAGCAUCGCUCCCCUCAUGUCACCAGCCUUAACCCUCAUGUCAUCUCUGAGGCGUCUGAGCCAUUCAGAAUGUGAGUGACCAUGAAGAUCACUGCCAUCGUUGUGUAAAGAUAUAUUUCAGGUUUUUUCCAAACAGGCAAGGAAACUUUCUUGUUCCCACUAUGGAUGCUUCACACAUCUUAAAUGUUGUUCCUAAUCAUUGUUGUUAAUUAAUACAUGUUUGUUUUGUUUAGCUUUCAA